Molecule: messenger RNA, 735 nt
Organism: Aspergillus niger
Lineage: Eukaryota; Fungi; Ascomycota; Eurotiomycetes; Eurotiales; Aspergillaceae
Exons: 3
Coding region: 1-735 (244 amino acids)
Source: RefSeq, a predicted model, not a curated record
AUGAGAUCCUUCAGCGACUCGAUAUCCCGCUGGACAGCGGCCCUUACCCUCCUCUGGCUGGGCCUGGUCAAUGCUCACACCGUCAUCACUUACCCCGGAUAUCGAGGUAACAACCUGCACACCAACGGUACGGUCGAAGAGACCAACGGUUUGGGUGUCGCUUGGAAGAACGGCUCCUAUGUCUACCCCUAUGGAAUGCAAUGGAUCUAUCCCUGUGGUGGUAUGGCCACCUCCCGCAACCGCACCAAAUGGCCCGUCACCGGUGGUGCUGUCGCCGUGCAACCAGGCUGGUUCCGCGGCCAUGAGACGGCCUUCGUCUACAUCAACAUCGGCUGGGGUACCAUCCCUCCCAACAUGAGUAACCCCAUGCUCUCGGUCUUUGAAAUCGAAGGUCCCACCAACAACCCUUACCCUGGUACCAUCUGUAUGCCGCAGGUGCCGCUGCCGGCCAAUAUGAGUGUGAGCCCGGGUGAUAAUGCGACGAUCCAGGUGGUGUUGGCGGCGAAGCAUGGUGCUGCUCUUUACGAUUGUGUGGACAUCACCUUCGCGGAACCUGAAGACGUCGAGGAGGUGACGAAAGACAACUGCUUCAACUCGACGGAUAUCGCCUUCAAGUAUGUCUUUGCUUCGAAGUCGCUGACAACCUCUGGGGCACUGGCGCGGCUAAGUAGUCCCGGAUUGACGGCCGCGGUGCCGGUGCUGGUGAUGGUGGUGUUCGGACUGUUUAUGAUGUGA